AUGCAUUUCAAAGAGUCGUUCGCGAUGAGCGAUCGACCGAACGAGCGUGGCCGCCGCAACUCCCGCUGCAAGGGUGCUGGCGUCAAGAUGGAGCACUUCCAAGCGGCGCUGGAUCCUCGCAAGCAGGAGCUGCUGGAAGCGCGCUUCCUAGGCGCCAAGGUCAGCACAAGGGAGAUACUAGUAGAAACUCGGCGGACGCCCGAAUACAAAUCGAUGUCAGCUGGGUCACAAAUUCAGAUGGCACCACAAACCACUGUCAACACGGGGCAACCUCUACACAAUCAGGACUCCAAUAUGAGCACAGGGUCAUCUCAUAGUGAUAAAGAAGUUGACGCUUUAACUCCGGAAAAGUCUGCCGCUAUGCGAGGCUCCACUGCUGCUCCAGGCACUGCGUUAGUGCCCCCGAGUGGUGCCACACCUACUAUAGCCAUGCCAGAAAGAAAAAGGAAACGGAAAGGAGAAGAAGGCGUUGGCGGCGGCGGGGGCGGUGGCGGUAAACAAAGGCACAAUUCAUCUGACAAAAAUAUUAGGGAAUAUUUCUCGAAACACCCCUCUUCGAGUCCUGUAAGGCAUGCCGGUGCCAAGUCGCCAUCCCCGCAGGGCGCGAAUUAUCCUAUGUACCCACCGUCACCCUCGUCGAUAAUGCCUCCCGGUGCCGAUUUUUUACGUUCGGCAUCUCAGCAACGACCCCACACAUCUGUAAAACAGGUUCAAACAGAACUGACAUGCCAGAGGAUACAGGAGUUAGAAACUCAAGCGUCUUCUGACUUAGAAGUAAGAAAUAAUAAAAUAGAUGAAUUAACAAGAUCUAAUGAAGAAUUGAAACAUCAAGUGCAAGCACAGAGCAAGGUAAUAGAUCAACAUAAAUCACACAUCAAUAAAUGUAUAGAAGUUGUAAAGAAAUUGUUAAAUGAGAAAAGCACAAUUGAGAAGAAAGAGGCUAGGCAGCGGUGCAUGCAGAAUAGACUGAGGCUUGGCCAGUUUGUGACGCAGCGCGUCGGCGCCACGUUUCAAGAGAAUUGGACUGAUGGAUACGCAUUUCAAGAAUUAACAAGGCGGCAAGAAGAAAUAACAGCAGAAAAAGAAGAAAUAGACCGUCAGAAAAAGUUGUUAUUUAAAAAGAGGCCAGUGAACAAUGAGGGCGGUGGUGGUCGAGGCAAGCGAGCGUCCAGCGCCGCGCCCAGCACGCCCCAACCGUCACCGCUACACAACGGCACGGAUGCACCCACCUUCCUCAAACCAGACCCGCUACCCAGCAUGACCUAUCAGGAGUAUUAUGAAGCUGAUGAAAUAUUAAAGUUGAGACAGAGUGCACUUAAAAAGGAAGAUGCGGACUUGCAGCUAGAAAUGGAAAAGUUAGAACGAGAAAGAAAUCUUCACAUUAGGGAACUGAAGCGAAUACACAAUGAAGAUCAGAGCCGUUUCUCACAGCAUCCUGUGCUCUCUGAUCGGUACCUGCUGUUGAUGUUGCUCGGCAAAGGUGGCUUCAGUGAAGUCCAUAAGGCAUUUGACCUGCGAGAGCAACGAUAUACUGCGUGCAAGGUGCAUCAACUCAACAAAGACUGGAAGGAAGAUAAGAAGGCCAACUAUAUCAAACACGCACUGAGGGAGUACAACAUUCACAAAGCAUUAGACCACCCUCGAAUUGUAAAAUUAUAUGACGUAUUUGAAAUUGACGGCAACUCGUUUUGUACAGUGCUUGAGUACUGUAAUGGACAUGAUCUCGAUUUUUAUCUCAAACAGCACAAGACAAUUCCGGAGCGCGAGGCUCGCUCUAUCGUGAUGCAAGUUGUGUCAGCGUUGAAGUAUUUAAACGAGAUCAAGCCCCCAGUGAUCCACUAUGACUUGAAGCCGGGCAAUAUCCUCCUCACAGAGGGUAACGUCUGCGGCGAGAUCAAGAUCACUGACUUCGGCCUGUCCAAAGUGAUGGACGAAGAGAAUUACAAUCCCGAUCACGGGAUGGACUUAACGAGCCAGGGAGCAGGCACUUAUUGGUACCUGCCGCCUGAAUGCUUCGUUGUCGGUAAAAACCCACCAAAGAUCAGUAGCAAGGUGGACGUUUGGAGUGUGGGAGUAAUCUUCUACCAGUGUCUAUAUGGCAAGAAGCCGUUCGGACACAACCAAAGCCAGGCCACCAUACUGGAGGAGAACACAAUACUAAAGGCGACCGAGGUGCAGUUUGCUAACAAACCUACGGUCAGCAAUGAGGCUAAGAGCUUCAUCCGGGCGUGCCUGGCGUACCGCAAGGAGGAGCGCAUCGACGUGUUCGGUCUGGCGCGGCACGAGUACCUGCAGCCCCCCAUGCCCAAGUCGCGCGGCGCCGGGGGCGCGGGCGGCGGGAGCGCGGGCGGCGCGGGCGUGGCGGGCGGCGCGGCGGUGCAGGCGGCGGCGUUCAGCUCCAACAUGUUCGGCGCGGGCUCGUCGUCCUAG
Spodoptera littoralis (African cotton leafworm) is the source of this 2430-nucleotide messenger RNA. The record is from the annotation of a GenBank genome assembly. NCBI's taxonomy places the organism in Eukaryota, Metazoa, Arthropoda, Insecta, Lepidoptera, Noctuidae.